Siniperca chuatsi (mandarin fish) is the source of this 3197-nucleotide messenger RNA. It is a transcript of the gene pparaa, whose product is annotated as peroxisome proliferator-activated receptor alpha a. Gene Ontology annotation, molecular function: nuclear receptor activity; zinc ion binding; RNA polymerase II cis-regulatory region sequence-specific DNA binding. Bases 16 to 1686 code for a protein of 556 amino acids. NCBI's taxonomy places the organism in Eukaryota, Metazoa, Chordata, Actinopteri, Centrarchiformes, Sinipercidae. The transcript is spliced from 7 exons. Gene Ontology annotation, cellular component: nucleus. Gene Ontology annotation, biological process: positive regulation of transcription by RNA polymerase II; cell differentiation; negative regulation of inflammatory response. The record is from RefSeq and is a predicted model, not a curated record.
AAAGAGACGACGGGGAUGAGAGCACGUCACACACACACACACACACACGCACACAAUCCCUGUUACACAUCCAGACCGAGCCGUGACGUCUCGAGCCACCGGGAAGUGAUCGUGUCCUGCCAACAACAACAACAACAACCAAAAAAACAACAACAACCGGGGCGGUCCCUCUUUCAGAUCCCCGCAUGUCAAUUGGUUGAAAGCAUAGGUGUGUCAGGGGUGUGUGCGCCACGUCGCCGUGCGACGCUACGUUACUUCCUGCAGGGGAUAAACGGAGCUUUGACAGCACGCAGGGAGGCGACGCAUCAAGUUUUUCAGGAGAACAGAGCCGGAACAGUGUGUCGGAGCGUGCCGGGACCAAAACACCUCCUUCCUCUGCUUACAGACAGCCGUCCCAUCCCGGCAUCUGGAAAUGCUUCGCAUUACAGUAUCUACGACACCUUGACCCCAGCCUCCAGUCCGUCGUCGGUGGUGUGUGGAGCAGCUCCAGGCCCAGAGGAGAGCGUCACCCCCCUCAACCUGGACUGCCGGGUGUGCUCAGACAAGGCUUCGGGCUUCCACUACGGGGUGCAUGCGUGCGAGGGCUGCAAGGGUUUCUUCAGGAGGACUAUCAGGCUAAAGCUGGAGUAUGAUAAGUGUGAACGCAACUGCAAAAUCCAAAAGAAGAACCGCAACAAGUGCCAGUACUGCCGAUUCCACAAGUGCCUCUCUGUGGGCAUGUCCCAUAAUGCCAUCCGGUUUGGUCGGAUGCCUCAGGCGGAGAAGCUAAAGCUAAAGGCAGAAAGCAAGAUGGUGGAGAAAGAGGUGGCAAGCCCCAUGCUGGCCGACCACAAGUUUCUGGUCAGGCAGAUCCACGAAGCCUACAUGAAGAACUUUAACAUGAACAAGGCGAAAGCUCGGCUCAUACUCACCGGAAAGACCAGCAAGCCGCCUUUCAUCAUUCACGACAUGGAGACGUUCCAGCUGGCAGAGAGGACGUUAGCGGCCCAUAUGGUAAACGGUGACCAUCCGGAACCCGAGAGCGGCCUUCAAGCUGGGGAGGGGGUUCCGGCUGUGGGGUGUGGGGACCUCCAGCAGAGGGAGGCUGAAGCCAGGCUCUUCCACUGCUGCCAGAGUACCUCGGUGGAGACGGUCACAGAGCUGACGGAGUUCGCCAAGGCGGUGCCGGGUUUCCAGAGCCUGGAUCUGAAUGAUCAGGUGACUCUCUUGAAGUACGGCGUUUACGAAGCCCUCUUCACCCUCCUGGCCUCCUGCAUGAACAAAGACGGCCUCCUGGUGGCCCGUGGUGGAGGCUUCAUCACCCGAGAGUUCCUCAAGAGCCUCCGCCGGCCAUUUAGUGAUAUGAUGGAGCCCAAAUUCCAGUUUGCCACACGCUUCAACUCCCUGGAGCUGGACGACAGUGACCUGGCCCUUUUUGUGGCUACCAUUAUCUGCUGCGGAGAUCGCCCAGGCCUGGUGGAAGUGCCUCCAGUGGAGCAGCUACAGGAAAGCAUCGUUCAGGCACUACGGCUCCACCUGCUGGCCAACCACCCUGACGACAACUUCCUCUUCCCCAGACUGCUGCAGAAACUGGCCGACCUCCGGGAGCUGGUCACCGAGCAUGCUCUGUUGGUCCACGAAAUCAAGACAACAGAGGACACUUCGCUGCACCCGCUCCUGCAAGAGAUAUACAGGGACAUGUACUGAGAAGAUAGUACAUGGUCAUGAACAGGGACAUGUAUUAAAAUAUUAAUGUAUGCCAUUGAAAACCAGGUGUACAUAAAUAUUUACUGAUACUAUCAUGCAUAUCAAUGUACUGUAAAUAGCUUAUUGUGCAGCUUCUAUGGAUGCACACUGCUGUGAUCUGCAGAGGUUGCACUGAGACCAUGUGACCUUCUACUGGAACAAAACAUAAAUUAAUUUUUUUUUCGGGGGGGGGGGGGUUAACAAACGUUUUGAUCUUACACAAAAGAUGUGUCAAGACAUUUGUUUAAAUCGAUUUGAAUUUAGAGCACCCAAUUACUAUGGAUUGGGUCCUGGAUGACAGCUUUUACUCUACAGACACAAGUACUGUGUUAAAAAAGUUAAAUAUUGAGUAGGCUAAGCAAAUUUGCAUAGUAUUUAAAAUGGGCAUACGCAUAAUAAAGAUACCCAGAAAUUACUGCUGCAGUCAUGCAUGCACUGAUGCUAAAUAUUAAUUUUGCCUGUGAACAAGAGAAGUUCUAACAUUUUUAAUCUUUGAGACAACUGAAAUGUUGGUUGUGCAAAAGGUCGCUCAAUACCAGACAUAUUCCUAAUAUUUUGGAUGUUUAGUAUAUAUGAUAUGUUAAUUUAAAAGACAUUUAGAUUUGGUUAAUGUCAUUGUCAUGUCCUUUUAUUGUGUACCAGUGCCUUAUUGAAAUCAGCCAAAUCCCCCUUGACCAUUUUGGGAUUUGCAGUUGAAGAAACACCUGCAUCAGUAUUCACCAAGUGCCAUAAUGUUUAAGUGCCUGAGCUCAUAUUUCCUCUUAUUUUGACCACACCUUAUACCUUCAGCACAUAACAAAUACAUAAUACGGUAGCUUUUUUAACCAUGGGGUGGAUGAAUCACCAGCGUUGGACUAGGGAAUGUUCUCACAUAGUAAUAAAUCAUAAAUCAUGCACAAUGGCGCAUUUUAAGCAGGCAAUGAACUAAAAGGAGCCUUACUUCUACUGUAAGCAACCAUCAUUUGAAAAUAUUGUAAUUUCAUGUGUUAUGUAUUUAUUGUAAUCAUUUAUCCUACUGCUAAAAACCAACACAACAUGAUAGCUCACCUAGCUGAUUUAGUUUUUUUCAGAUCAGUGUUACAGAGCACAAAAGGUUUCAUACAAAUCCUGCCAUUAAGACACAUUUCUUUCAAGAAAAAACUGUCUUGGCCAGUAUUAAAUAUUUUGACCACAAACACAAUAAUCUGUUCAGCUGAUUUAUGAUUUAUUUUGUAAAUAUAACAAGAAUGCAGUGAAAGGGAUGUGUGUAUCUGCAGACAGUAAAACAGGCCUCAAAAAGAGGUCUGAUUGCCUUAUUUGCUGUACUGAGACUUUGCCUCCCAUUGUAGCAUUGAAACAUUGUUUUCUGUCAUAAUGAAACGGUUUAUAGUUUUUGUCAUGUACAGUGCAGUGUACAAUAAAAAAUGCUGCUGUUUGAAUAAAAUGAACUAUGUCAUGUGGUAGCCUGAAAUAAAAUAAUAUAUUUAACAGUU